AAAUAUUCAAAAUGUGGAGCAACUUGAACUUUUUGUUCAGAACCGAAAUAAUUUUGCCGCGAAAAUAAAUGAAUUCUUGGACAAUUUUGAUUGGUUGUACGAUAUUAUGGAAUGAUAGAUGGCGUUGUAAUGGAACUGGUGAUUCAGUAAUGGAUGACAUCGAUUUUCCGAUAUUUUCAUAUUUUGUCUAAUAUUGCAGCAUAUAAAGAUUAGAAAUAAUUAGGAGCUUACAAACAUAAAUAUCAAGAUGGGGGCGUUAUUCCGGAGUGAAGAGAUGACACUAUGUCAGUUGUUCCUCCAAUCAGAAGCAGCCUAUGCCUGUGUGUCUGAGUUAGGAGAGUUAGGACUCGUACAGUUUAGAGAUCUAAAUCCAGAUGUCAGUGCAUUCCAGAGAAAGUUUGUGAAUGAAGUUAGACGUUGCGAUGAAAUGGAACGAAAGCUUCGUUUCCUUGAGAAGGAGAUUAAGAAAGAUGGGAUCCCUAUGCUGGACACUGGGGACAAUCCUGAUGCCCCUGCCCCAAGGGAAAUGAUUGAUCUUGAGGCUACUUUUGAAAAACUUGAGAAUGAGAUGAAGGAAGUGAACUCUAACUCUGAGGCCCUCAAGAGAAACUAUUUGGAGUUGACAGAACUGAAACAUAUUCUGAGGAAAACACAAAACUUCUUUGAUGAGGCUGAAAUUCAUCAUCAGGCAAUGAAUGAUCCCGCCUUGUCGGAGGAAAACGUGGGACUUCUCGGGGAAGAUGGAUUACGUGCAGGGGGCCAAGCCCUCAGACUCGGGUUUGUAGCGGGUGUUAUUCUACGUGAAAGGAUUCCCGCAUUUGAGAAGAUGCUGUGGAGAGCGUGUAGAGGGAAUGUUUUCCUUAAACAGGCAGAGAUUGAGACACCACUCGAGGAUCCACUUACAGGAGAUCAGGUGAACAAAUCGGUGUUCAUCAUAUUCUUCCAAGGAGACCAGUUGAAAUCUCGUGUUAAAAAGAUCUGUGAGGGGUUCCGUGCGACAUUGUACCCUUGUCCAGAGACCCCCGCUGAGAGGCGAGAGAUGGCCAUAGGGGUCAUGACCAGAAUAGAAGAUCUGAACACUGUAUUGGGCCAGACUCAAGAUCACAGGCACCGUGUCUUAGUAGCUGCAGCCAAGAACAUUAAAGUCUGGUUCAUCAAGGUGAAGAAGAUCAAGGCCAUCUAUCACACAUUGAAUAUGUUCAACUUGGAUGUAACACAGAAGUGUCUCAUAGCUGAGUGUUGGUGCCCAGUGGCUGACCUAGAUAAGAUACAGUUGGCUUUAAGAAGGGGAACUGAACAAAGUGGAAGUAGUGUACCAUCUAUAUUGAACCGUAUGACCACAAGGCAGGAGCCACCGACAUACAAUCGAGUCAACAAGUUCACAACAGCAUUCCAGGGAAUUGUUGAUGCCUAUGGGGUAGCUAACUAUCGAGAAGUUAAUCCAACCCCGUACACUGUCAUAACCUUCCCAUUCCUCUUUGCUGUCAUGUUUGGAGAUGCAGGACAUGGGAUCAUCAUGUUCCUCUUUGCUCUCUUCCUGGUGUUAAGGGAGAAACAACUAGCAGCUGCCAAGAUAGAUGAUGAGAUAUUUAAGAUGUUAUUUGGUGGCCGCUACAUUAUAUUACUGAUGGGAAUAUUCUCUAUAUACACUGGUGUCAUAUACAACGAUUGGUUCAGUAAAUCCAUCAACAUAUUCGGAAGUGCUUGGAUUGCAGAUAUAAACAGAUAUACUGCUAAUGGUAGUUGUGGGGCGGGUUAUGCUGAGUGUGUUAAUUUAUCCAACACCAAAGAUGUACAGCUGAAUCCUGCAAAUGCUUCAGAGUUUACUGGAAAAGUCUAUCCAUUUGGGGUUGAUCCAAUCUGGCAACUCUCCACAAACAAGAUCACACUUCUGAACUCCUACAAGAUGAAACUGUCUGUCAUACUAGGUGUUGGCCAGAUGUUGUUUGGGAUCUUUCUUAGCUUCUUUAACCAUAGACACUUUAAGAAACCCAUCAACAUAUUCUGCGAGUUCAUCCCACACAUUAUCUUCCUGAUGUGCAUCUUUGGUUACUUGAAUAUCUUGAUUCUAUGGAAGUGGGCCACACCAUAUUAUGUUCAGAACUCUGCUGCCGCCCCCAGUCUUCUCUUAGGUUUGAUAAACAUGUUCCUGUUCAAGUAUGCAGAUGAGAAUGACACUAAUGUCCCAGUUAGUUCCAAGCUAUUUUAUUCUGGCCAGAAACCAAUUCAGUUUAUGCUAGUAGCCCUUGCUGCUAUCUGUGUUCCAUGGAUCAUGUUAGUAAAACCCUACAUUCUCUACAAACGGAACAAGAGCAAGACAGCCCGACGUGCAUUGAUGUCUGAAGCUAAUGGUGCUACCCCUAAUGACCAAGAUGUCAUACACCAUCCUGAGCAAGUACACCAAGAAAACAUUCCUGAGGAAGAGUUCCAAAUAGGAGAGGUGGUGAUUAUCCAGGUUAUCCAUACAAUUGAGUUCUGUCUUGGUUGUAUCUCCAACACUGCAUCCUAUCUGAGAUUGUGGGCAUUGAGUCUUGCUCAUGCAGAGUUAUCUGAUGUCCUGUGGUCAAUGGUGUUUAGAGUUGGGCUGUCAAUAAAUGGCUGGGCAGGAGCUGCUGUCCUCAUAUUUGUGUUUAUCUUCUGGUCUGUUCUCACCCUGGCUGUCCUGCUCGUCAUGGAGGGACUCUCUGCAUUCCUGCAUGCGAUUCGUCUUCACUGGAUUGAGUUCCAGAAUAAGUUCUAUACAGGGAUGGGGUACAAGUUUGUACCAUUCUCCUUUGACCAGAUCCUAGAAACGUCACACAUCGAGGCAGAAUAGAAACCAGAGCCAAAAACCUCCUAAGGGAAUAUAAACACAUGGAAUUCAUAUUCCCUCCUUGAAAUUAGCUGAUUUACUUGCUAGUUAUUUGGGACAAUAUUCACCCAUUUGUCUGUUUUCUGCUGUAAUAGCAAUUCUGGACUCUCUUGGAUUUUUCUUUCAUGAUGUCAAUGUAUGAGUGGUGCAUCAUAGCAUUAUACCAACAAACAAAUAAAUUGGAAGUACUAUAAAUCAUUAUGUGUCUAUAUUAUACUGAUUUUGUAAAUGUAUCAUUCUGUAUAAAUCUUGUGAAAGAGACAUUUAAGGUGAUUGAUGCAUCAGGGAUAUAUUGUAAAGGUAGUCACCUGUGUGGUCUUCCCUUCUGUAUUAGAUUACAUUGUGAGGUCACAGUAAUGUACAUUGUGAGGUCACAAGGAGCAGUAAUUUCAAAUGUAGAAAAUUGUGGAAGGUAAUGUGACUUUCCAGGUACUAGUUGUUAUUCAAAGUUGGUGGAAUUUUUCCAGCAUUUAUCAUGUUGUUUUUAUUCAGCUCAUGUUGAGUAAAAUCAGUAAAAUGGUGCAUAAUAUAAUAGUAAAUAUAUAUAUAUAAGUAUCAGUACUUGAAUAGAUUGUGGCUUACUCAUGAUGUUCAAUGAAAAAUUGUUAGGUUGAGUUGUAACCUGGAGGCAUGAUCUAUUCAAGUCUUGGUACUCUGCAGUUAGUUAGGGGUGGUGUCCAAAUGAGUGCAUUUGUGAAAAUUUAGUUUAAAGUUUAGUAGGGUUAAACCUGACCCCCUCAUUACCAAGGUGAAAAUGCUAAUUUGCUGUU
This is a messenger RNA of Owenia fusiformis, 3621 nucleotides long. Lineage: Eukaryota; Metazoa; Annelida; Polychaeta; Sabellida; Oweniidae. The record is from the annotation of a GenBank genome assembly.